AACCACUAGGCUACCUCAACGCCCGUUAUCUCCAACGAACAUGAUUACAUAAAAUAAAACAACAAUAAAAACAGCAGAGGCAAUAUAUAGUAGGAUCUGCCCUACUUUAUAUUUUGUUAUCAGGCUUAUCAAACAACACAGUGAAUUCCGUUCAUGCUCACGUGACAUGUCCGCCCCAAAACCGUCAUUACGCCGUGGGAAAUGGCAAGACGUGUAAUGUGAUUAAUUACAUGACAACACGACCAAGUCAGCGACAACACAUACCCGGAAGUGGCUGUUUGAUGAAAUAAUUUGUUUCUGUGGUAAGUUGAAGUGACCAGGUAAUUGGGCAGCCAUGAAGGUGGAGCUUGUGACAGGUAGCAUAGCUGACCAGCAGGUCGAUGUCCUGGUAAACACUACAACAAAGGACCUUAACCUGUCAUCAGGGCCAGUGUCGAAAGCGAUCCUCAGCAGGGCGGGGCAAGACAUCCAGCAGCAGUGUCAGCAUAACUGCCCCCAGGGAAUUGGCUUCGGGGAGCUCUGUGAGACGGAUGGGGGCAGUCUCACCUGCAAGCAGAUCUACCACACCUGUCUGCCUAAUUGGGGUGCUGAUGCUGAGCAGGUGCUGCGGAAUCUCAUUGAGAUGUGUCUCACAGAAAGCAGAUAGGUGUAACUAUGCCAGUAUAGCUUUCCCUGCUGUUGGAACAG
Molecule: messenger RNA, 687 nt
Organism: Haliotis rubra (blacklip abalone)
Lineage: Eukaryota; Metazoa; Mollusca; Gastropoda; Lepetellida; Haliotidae
Product: protein mono-ADP-ribosyltransferase PARP15-like
Exons: 5
Coding region: 335-646 (103 amino acids)
Biological process (GO): negative regulation of gene expression
Cellular component (GO): cytoplasm; nucleus
Molecular function (GO): transcription corepressor activity
Source: RefSeq, a predicted model, not a curated record